AUGGCGGACAGCGCCAGCGAGAGCGACACGGACGGCGCCGGCGGCAGCGGCGCGGGCGGCGGCCCGGCGGGGCCGCUGGCGGCGGGCGGCCCGGCGGCGGGGCCCGGCUCUGGGGUGGCGGGCGGCGGCUCGGGGGGCAAGGCGGGCGGGAUCGUGAUUUCGCCGUUCCGGCUGGAAGAGCUGACGAACCGCCUGGCCUCACUGCAGCAGGAGAACAAGGUGCUGAAGAUCGAGCUGGAAACCUACAAGCUCAAGUGCAAAGCGCUGCAGGAGGAGAACCGCGACCUGCGCAAGGCCAGCGUCACCAUCCAAGCAAGGGCGGAGCAGGAAGAGGAAUUCAUCAGUAAUACUCUAUUUAAGAAGAUUCAAGCUCUGCAGAAAGAAAAAGAAACACUUGCAGUUAACUAUGAAAAGGAAGAGGAAUUCCUCACUAAUGAGCUUUCAAGAAAACUGAUGCAGCUGCAGCAUGAGAAAGCUGAACUGGAGCAGCAUUUAGAGCAGGAACAGGAAUUUCAAGUGAACAAACUCAUGAAGAAGAUUAAAAAACUGGAAAAUGAUACAAUUUCAAAGCAGCUUACCCUGGAGCAGCUAAGACGUGAGAAGAUUGACCUUGAAAAUACUUUGGAACAAGAACAAGAAGCACUAGUGAAUCGUCUCUGGAAGAGGAUGGAUAAGCUUGAAGCAGAAAAACGAAUUUUGCAGGAGAAAUUAGACCAGCCAGUAUCUGCCCCACCAUCACCCAGAGACAUAUCAAUGGAGAUAGAUUCUCCAGAAAAUAUGAUGAGACAUAUCAGAUUCUUAAAGAAUGAAGUGGAGAGAUUAAAGAAACAACUGAGGGCUGCACAGCUACAGCAUUCGGAGAAGAUGGCACAAUAUUUAGAAGAGGAGCGACAUAUGAGAGAAGAAAACUUGAGACUUCAAAGAAAAUUACAGAGGGAAAUGGAACGUAGGGAAGCACUCUGCAGGCAACUGUCAGAAAGUGAAUCCAGCUUAGAAAUGGAUGAUGAAAGAUAUUUUAAUGAGAUGUCUGCACAAGGAUUAAGACCUCGCACUGUGUCCAGUCCUAUCCCUUAUACACCCUCACCAAGUUCUAGCAGACCUAUAUCACCUGGUCUGUCAUAUGCAAGUCACACAGUUGGUUUCACACCACCAACUUCACUGACUAGAGCUGGAAUGUCUUACUACAAUUCCCCAGGCCUUCAUGUGCAACAUAUGGGACCAUCCCAUGGCAUUACAAGGCCUUCACCACGAAGAAGUAACAGCCCUGACAAAUUUAAACGUCCCACUCCUCCUCCUUCUCCAAACACGCAGACCCCAGUGCAGCCACCUCCGCCACCACCUCCACCACCUGUGCAACCUUCGGCCCAAUCCGCAGCAUCGCAGGCAGCCACUUUUCAACAUUCAGUGCAUCCCUCCUCUCAGCCUUAGUGCAUGUGCUCAGCAGUCUUUCUGUCAGAAGUGGACUAAUAACAUGGAGCAGUUUACUAAAAGCCAAAGGCUUACUUGGCAUAUUUGGAUUUGACUUAUUUGCACUGAGGUUAUAUAGGCUUCACUGUUAAUUGUGUUGUAAACAUUUGUAUAAAAUGCAGCCAGUGUUGUGGGUCUACAACACUAACAGUUUUCCAUCAGUGUUUACUUGAACUACAUGUAUGUCCAUUCUCUGGCUGGAACAUUUGCUAUUUUGGUUGGUAAUACGGCAUUAUGUCGUUUUGCUUGGCUCCAAAGCUUCAUUUUCCUGGCUUUUAGGUUUGUAAAAUCAAAGGGAUACCUUUUUUUAUAUUUUUUCAUGACAAUUUGCAGAGAAUUAAAGGCAUGAUGGGCUAUAAUGAUGAAUUCUGAAAUGUUCCAGUGUUUACCGAGCUUAUGGAAAAUCAGCACUACUUUUCAAUCGUUUGAAAUGACAGCUAAGUGCAAAAGUGAGUCAGACACCCUAAUCAGUGCCCAAGACACACAUACUCUAUUGUAUUAUGUAGCUUAAUUCAGCACACGGGACACAUCUGUACUUCUGUUUAAAAGCACCUCAACCGUAUGGUACAGUCUGAAUCUUGCAGUGAGGGAACUGGCUUGUUGAAGUCUGUGGAAUGUACAAUUUGUGGACCUUAAGAUUUGAUGACUUCACUUGACGUUUAUGUUAACCUGUAAGCUGCCCAUACUGUGUGAUCUGUCACAGUUAACUUCGGUAAGUGUGGUCCUGCCCACAGGUUGCUGACAGCUGAUUAAAGUGUGCUCUUUGGUUUUAUUUUUUUAU
Dryobates pubescens (Downy woodpecker) is the source of this 2248-nucleotide messenger RNA. It is a transcript of the gene CCDC6, whose product is annotated as coiled-coil domain containing 6. Bases 1 to 1428 code for a protein of 475 amino acids. The record is from RefSeq and is a predicted model, not a curated record. The transcript has 9 exons. Lineage: Eukaryota; Metazoa; Chordata; Aves; Piciformes; Picidae.